Molecule: messenger RNA, 522 nt
Organism: Triticum turgidum subsp. durum (durum wheat)
Lineage: Eukaryota; Viridiplantae; Streptophyta; Magnoliopsida; Poales; Poaceae
Source: the annotation of a GenBank genome assembly
AUGGCUCUGGUUGGAAACAAAAUCUACUUCCUGUUGGAUAACAAUAGCAUCAUUGAGUUUGUUUUGGAUAAGCAUACCUUGGGUUUAGUUGAGGAGGUGCCAUGUACCUACGAUCAGAUUCUCAUCAUGUCGACGGAGGAUGGAUGCCUUGGUUUAGCUGGAGUGGAACGAUUCAAUUUCAAUCUUAAUCUGUGGUCAAAGGUGGCGAGCAUUGACGGGGUGGUGACAUGGACACAUCUAAGUGUCAUUGAACUCGUAAAAAUUCUUGCGCCUGAAGCAGUGUCGGUGUGUAUGGCUGGAGGUAUUGGAGCGCAUGCAGUUGGCUGUGCGGUAGAUGCGGAUGUGAUCUUCAUCGAUGUGUAUCCUAGCAUCUACAUGAUCCAUCUCAAGUCCAUGAAGAUCGAGGAGGUGUCGAAGGAACGGGUCGGCAAACAAUAUGUUUUUCCUUACACAAGUUUCUACGCUCCAGGAAUUGCCAUUGGUGGUGCAAAUGAUCAAGUUGAACUGCUGAACAACAGUUGA